Lathyrus sativus (Indian pea) is the source of this 309-nucleotide messenger RNA. The record is from the annotation of a GenBank genome assembly. NCBI's taxonomy places the organism in Eukaryota, Viridiplantae, Streptophyta, Magnoliopsida, Fabales, Fabaceae.
AUGAAAUCAAGUGGAUCUUCGUCAUUGUUGAAACAGAAUAAUGCAGAAGGUGGUUGUUCUUUGAAGGAAGGUUUGAAUCGGUAUACAAGCUCCGUUUGGAAACCCUUAUUUCAUUAUGGGGACCUGGUCGUUCUUCGAAGGGCAAUAACUAUUAAGAACUAUGGAAAACAUUUCAGGGGUUGUCCUAAUUAUAAGGGAUCUAUGCAAGCUGGGUGUGGUUUCUUUGGUUGGUUUUAUGAAGAUGUUGGAGAUGAGAAGGAGAAGUUUUGGAUGGAUAUAAUUGAAAAGCUAUCAAAGGCAGUUGCAUAA